AUGGUUGAGAGGAUUACAGUUCACAAAGCAGGAGAAAUUAAUGAAGCAGAGACCACCCUUUCUUUUUGCUUUUUCCCAGAACGCUGUGAUGACUGGGGACUAGAUACCAUGAGACAAAUUCAAGUGUUUGAAGAUGAGCCAGCUCGCAUCAAGUGUCCCCUCUUUGAACACUUCCUGAAGUACAACUAUAGCACUGCCCAUUCCUCUGGCCUUACCCUGAUAUGGUACUGGACCAGGCAAGACCGGGACCUGGAGGAGCCCAUUAACUUCCGCCUCCCAGAGAAUCGCAUCAGUAAGGAGAAAGAUGUGCUCUGGUUCCGGCCCACCCUCCUCAAUGACACGGGGAAUUACACCUGCAUGCUGAGGAACACAACUUACUGCAGCAAAGUUGCAUUUCCCCUGGAAGUUGUUCAGAAGGACAACUGUUUCAAUUCCCCCAUGAGCCUCCCAGUGCACAGAGUAUAUGUUGAACAUGGGAUGCAUAUGAUCACAUGUCCAAAUGUAGAUGGCUACUUUCCUUCCAAUGUCCAACCAUCGGUUACUUGGUAUAAGGGUUGUACUGAAGUAGUGGAUUUUCCUAACGUAAUGGCCAAGGGCAUGAACUUGAGCUUUUACGUCCCCUUGGUUUCAAAUAAUGGAAAUUACACAUGUGUGGUUACAUAUCCUGAAAGUGGACGCCUCUUUAACCUCACCAGGACUAUGACUGUAAAGGUGGUAGGCUCACCGAAGGAUGCAUUACCACCCCAGAUCUAUUCUCCUAAUGACCGCGUUGCCUAUGAGAAAGAACCAGGAGAGGAGCUGGUUAUCCCCUGUAAAGUCUAUUUCAGUUUCAUUAUGGACUCCCAUAAUGAGAUCUGGUGGACCAUUGAUGGAAAGAAGCCUGAUGACGUCACUGCUGACAUCACUAUUAACGAAAGUGUAAGUUAUUCUCCAACAGAAGAUGAAACAAGGACUCAGAUUUUGAGCAUCAAGAAAGUCACCCCUGAGGAUCUCAGGCGCAACUAUGUCUGUCAUGCUCGAAAUACCAAAGGGGAAGCUGAGCAAGCAGCCAAGGUGAAACAGAAAGGUAAUGGAUGCACCCAGCCGAUGCCUCUGUGAACUCUCAAAAUAACACAGUGCUGAAUAGGAAAUAAAAGAGAGAAUUCCUGCACCCACAUUGGACACAAAACAAUGAGUCAGUUAAAUGAAAAAUCUUAAGAAAAAGUUUGUGAUAAUGCUCAGUAUGUUGGUUCUGAUACUAUCAACACCUUUCUGUCUAAAUGUUGCUUGAAAAAAAAAUCCUUGAAUACAUGAAUACCAUAAUAAAACACAAUUUCUUAUCUAAGAUAAUCAUGAAAAAAUAAAAAUAUUCCAAGUGAACAAAGAUGUAACAGAAUUGCUAGAGUCACGUAUGUUCGGUAAAACACAAAGAUACCUCAGAAGUAACUGAAAGCAGGAUUCAAGAGUCACAAAAAUGAUUGUGCCAUGUGACCUCAUCCUUUGGGAAUUUUUCCUGAAUUAUGCACCCACGGCUAUUCUUAGAAGUAUAUAAGAGAUUGAAACAUAAUUAGCAGCCAUGUAUUUGUGUAGAAGAAGUUAAGGAGGGCAGAGAAUGUUAGCAUUAGUUAAUUAACAUUAAUUCUCAUAAAAUUUCAAAUUCACAUUUUAAACAUGUAUCAAUAUUUAGGCAGUUUUAUAAUGUUAUAAUUGAUAAAAUAAAACUUACUAAAAUAUGAUUUAGCUUGAUGUUAUAAAAAUUACUAUGUUAACAUCUGUAUUUUCUAUAAUAAAGAAAUAUUAUAAAUCGUU
Grammomys surdaster is the source of this 1788-nucleotide messenger RNA. RefSeq names its product interleukin-1 receptor accessory protein-like. Gene Ontology annotation, molecular function: interleukin-1 receptor activity; interleukin-1 receptor binding. The coding region runs from base 1 to 1098 and encodes 365 amino acids. The record is from RefSeq and is a predicted model, not a curated record. The transcript has 7 exons. Lineage: Eukaryota; Metazoa; Chordata; Mammalia; Rodentia; Muridae.